Messenger RNA from Scomber japonicus (chub mackerel), 560 nucleotides. RefSeq names its product retinol-binding protein 2-like. The transcript is spliced from 4 exons. The record is from RefSeq and is a predicted model, not a curated record. Lineage: Eukaryota; Metazoa; Chordata; Actinopteri; Scombriformes; Scombridae. Gene Ontology annotation, cellular component: cytosol; nucleus. Gene Ontology annotation, biological process: fatty acid transport. Gene Ontology annotation, molecular function: fatty acid binding. The coding region runs from base 65 to 472 and encodes 135 amino acids.
UCUCACUCUGUGUGACAAACCAACCUAAGGCCAAACUGCUACCUCCACUCACAGACCAGCCAAAAUGCCUGCAGACUAUAAUGGACGUUGGGAGAUGGUGAGCAACGAUAAAUUCGAGGAUGUGAUGAAGGCCAUCGACAUCGACUUCGCCACCAGAAAGAUCGCUUGCCACCUGCAUCAGACAAAAGUGAUCGUCCAGAAUGGGGACAAGUUUGAAACUAAGACCCUGAGCACCUUUAGGAACUAUGAGGUCAACUUCACCGUGGGAGAGGAGUUUGAGGAGACGACAAAGGGUCUGGACAACAGGAAGGUCCAGUCACUGGUUACCUGGGAUGGGGACAAGCUGGUGUGCGUUCAGAAGGGGGAGAAGGAAAAUCGUGGAUGGACGCAUUGGAUCGAAGGAGACAUGCUGCAUCUGGAAAUCACCGUGCUCGACAAAGUCUGCCACCAAGUGUUUAAGAAGUCACAAUAAGAUGGGAACAAAGUGAACUGUGUGUCGUGUGUUGCAUGUUGCUGUCUAUUUAUAAUGUGAAGACCUGAAAUAAACUCAUUCAAUACAG